This is a messenger RNA of Leishmania mexicana MHOM/GT/2001/U1103, 2514 nucleotides long. RefSeq lists its product as hypothetical. Bases 1 to 2514 code for a protein of 837 amino acids. Lineage: Eukaryota; Euglenozoa; Kinetoplastea; Trypanosomatida; Trypanosomatidae. The transcript has a single exon. The record is from RefSeq and is a predicted model, not a curated record.
AUGCGGCCGUCUCCGAGAGACGUCGCUACGACGACGGCAGCGACGUCCUCGGCGAGCAGCAUCAGCCAUCACCUCUCCUUGGAACUUGGCGACUCGUACGAAGGCGCCGUUGAGGUGAAACAUGGUGUAGCCAUUCCCCAUGGGCGUGGCGUUUGGCGCUCUGGGGACGGUCAAGUGCGGUACGAGGGCCACUUUGUGCAGCGCUGGCGUGACGGCUACGGACGCCUGUGCACACCCACGUUCACCCUGUGGGCGCGGUGGCGGAUGGAUCGGCCUGAUCUCUCCUCCUCUACUCGUAUCGACUACCCGAACGGGGAUCGCUACUGCGGUUUUGUGGAGCUGAAAGCGAAGCAGCCACCCUCCGGACAGACCCGCUCCAAGUUUAGCGCCUGGGCCGUCUCUGUGGAGCCGUUGCGGCACCGCUGGGGUGAGCUGGUGACGUCCAGCGGCGAUCGCUACGUUGGGGAGUGGGCAGGGAAUGAGCGUGAGGGCUUCGGGUGCUACGUGUGGGCCAGCGGGAGCCGGUACAUUGGCCGGUUUCACCGCGACCAGUUCCACGACACUGGUACUCUUUUCAUAUUUCCUGCUGAGGUGGAGGGGUGUUUCUCUCGCUUGUGUAGCGAUGGUGGAUGGAGUUGCGGGGGCGGCGAUAGUAAGGCCCCGCAUGGACGUCACGCACCAUGCGGGGCGGCUCGAUGGCCUCCGGCGUCGCGACCGGGAUGGGAUGGCGUCGUGCUGGAUGCGGUGUGGCGUGAUGGCAAGUGCAACGGCGAGGGGCACGUUACGUUGCCGUCUGGCGUUCGAAUAUCCGCCGACUGGCGCACUGCCUGCAGCCCCGUAGAUGGUGAGCUCGUGUUGCCGAGUCUCACCCCACAAGCCCGCAUGGACACGGAGGUGUACGAGUGGCGCGAGAGCUUCCAGUGGGAGUCGCUGCUGAGCAACACCGAUGCCGAGGCGCGCCGGAUCGCUUACGAGAAGUCUGACAUAUCUCGUGCAGGCAUCCAGCAGUCCAACUCUACCGAGUACGUGCGCAGCUGCGUGCUUGAACUGCUUAACGCUCACAAGGUCGCCAAGACGGCUUUGCAUGUGUUCCGGCGCUGCUUCUAUUGCCUGUAUGGCACUUGUGGUGUGGACACGGAGGUGAGUGCUGGUGGCCACGGCAACCCCCUGGGGUGGUGCACGCUGCAUAACGCGUACGGCGGCUGCAUCCACCCAGCGGAGGGGCGGCGCAUCAGCGCGGCGGACCUUGACCUCGCCUUGCGUGAUAUUGCGUCGCUAGCGCGCUCGACGGUGCGCUGGGUGCUGGACAUGGUAGGGCCGGAGCAGCAGUCGAAGGUGCUCGACUAUGGAGGGGAGGCUUUGGUGGGUCGCUGGGUGGCAGACCGCGUCUUUCAGUACUGCUAUCCCGUCUUGCUAAACCUGUACAGCCAGGUGUAUCGCGCAGAGGAGACAGCGCUGGCGGCGUCUGUAGCGCGACUGCGCGAUGCCGUCACACUCGACGACAUUGGCGUUGUCUUUGCCCGCCAAAGCGAGAGUCAGGAGAAACUUUUCGACCCGUACACGGACGCGGUGCACUGUGUAGAGAAGCUGAACAACGAGGCGCAGACUCUCACGCAGCUGCUCAAGGUUUUGGUGCAAUGGUCCCGUGAGAUCGACCUCUCCACACGCCUCACGCAGGCGUGCACCGAUGGACGGCAGAAGCCUGCAAGGAGCACCUCCGGCUCCGCAGAUGAUCUGCUGCCUAUUCACCAGUAUGUGCUGAGCCAGUCUCGCUGCGGACGACUCUACGCCGUCACCAAAUUGCUGUCCGACUUCGCAGCUGAGCCGCUGUUUAUGGAGUCCACCUCGCAGGAGGCGUUUGGAGUCACAACACUGCAGGUGUGCGUGCUGACCCUGCUUCGCCUGCACCCGUGGGAGAGGGACGCGUCGAACAUUCUCGUGCCGUUUUCUGUGGCGCUGGACGGCGUACGAGAGGCGGUGCAGCGGCGGGCGGCACUCACAGUAUGGGUCCAUGACGCCUGCAGCGGUGUUUCUUCCACCGCGUCGACAGAUGCGCCGACCUUGAAUGUGGUGGAGCGAGUGAUGAGCCGCUACGUGGCGCUGUGGGUUCCUCGCAUGGUUGGCUGGAUGGGCGAACACGCCACCGUCACCUCCGACCCUCAGCCGGUCGACAAUGGCGAGUUCACGGAGGAGGAGCUCUCCCUGUUGUACCUUGGACCGCCUAUCGCUGACGGCGAGGAGGCGCUCUGCUUCUCCUGCUGGCUGUACGCCAGCGCUCUUUUGGAUUCGGUGCAUAUGCGGCUUCUCCUCGGGCCCCAUACCGUGCCGCACCGCCUCAGUUGUGCCGAGGACGUGGCAGAGGCGUGUACGCAUCUGCGGAGGUGGGUGGCCGGUGCAGGCGGCGCUGCGCCAAUGCAGUUGCAGGUCAAAGCGGCCGCUUCUUUACCGCCGGCUGUGCCAAGCCGUAUGCUGAGCUUGGAGAGCCACCUCACCGAGCUUCUCAACGAAUUGUAG